Messenger RNA from Rasamsonia emersonii CBS 393.64, 3180 nucleotides. RefSeq names its product Fatty-acid amide hydrolase. Bases 1 to 3180 code for a protein of 1059 amino acids. The transcript has 7 exons. The record is from RefSeq and is a predicted model, not a curated record. Lineage: Eukaryota; Fungi; Ascomycota; Eurotiomycetes; Eurotiales; Trichocomaceae.
AUGGCACGUAAACCCUGGCAAGAGGUUGCGAAACUUGCGCAAGAAGCAAGAAACAAAUCUAUUGCACUCGUCCAACCGCCUGUUCCAGACGUUCCGGCCGAUCUGCCACUGAACGUUUCAGAGAUCCCCAGACAGCUUCUUACCCCUUCGGAAAUCGAGAUAACGGAAACGCCACCGGAAGCUCUCGUUCAGAAGCUUGCUUCGGGGGAACUGACAAGCGUAGCAGUCAUCACUGCUUUUCUACGUCGCGCUGGUCUUGCUCAGAAGCUGACCAACUGUAUAACCGAGCUUUUGCCCAAUGAGGCCAUUGAACGGGCUCAAUUCCUCGAUAACUAUCUGAAAGAGCAUGGAAAGCCAAUUGGCCCCCUCCACGGGAUGCCGAUCAGUGUCAAGGAGCACAUUGGUAUGAAAGGCCGCGGCCUGAAUGCCGGAUUUAUCGCCUGGUGGGAUCAUGUCGCAGAUGAGGAUGCACAUGCCUUGCAAAUCCUGUGGAAAGCAGGCGCCGUCUUUUACGCCCGUACAACCCAACCCCAGACGCUCAUGCACCUUGCUUGUUCGAGCAAUCUCUACGGAGAAACGGUCAACCCCUUUAACCGCCGCCUGACGAGCGGAGGCAGCUCUGGCGGAGAAGGAGCGCUAAUCGGUUUACGUGGGAGCGUCCUGGGACUUGGUACCGAUAUUGGUGGAAGCAUCCGCAGUCCUGCGGCGAACAAUGGAAUCUACGGUUUGCGCCCUACUGGCGGCCGGUUUCCUUUUGAUGGCCUAAAAGCGGCUCGAGGGCCUUUCGGCAUUGUCCCUGUCAUGGGACCCCUGAGUGCCAGUCGGGAAGGCUUGCGAAUGCUGAUGAAGACAGCCAUUGAUGCGAAGCCGUGGCUCAAGGAGACAUCGCUGUUUCCAUUUCCAUGGCGGGACCAGGUGAGCUACCUUGACGACGAAUCUGGUAAGAAGAAGCUCAAGGUAGGCGUCAUUUGGGACGACGGUGUCGUUAGGCCCCAUCCUCCGGUCACAAAAGCCUUGAAGGAGGUCGUGGAGAAGUUGCAGACGGUACCCGGAGUUGAAGUGGUGGAUUGGAAGCCGUACAGGCAUGACUAUGCGUGGGAACGAAUUGCCUCUCUCUACUACUGCGACGGUGCCCAUGAGGGCUUGGACAUUUUAACGGACGGCGGUGAGCCCCUGCUGCCGCUGUCGGAAUUCAUUAUCAAGGAGAACCCUUAUCGACGGCGUCUCCAGAUGGAGGAUCUGUGGGAUCUCUUGGCGAAGAAUGAGGAGUACAAGCGAGCUUAUGCGAAGCUCUGGAACGAGACUGCCACAGGCGUUGAUGCGGACGGUCAUCCGACCGGCAUGGUCGAUGUGAUCCUCUGCCCUAUAGGUCCUGGGGCUGCGCCGCCUCUGAACCAAGCUCGAUACUGGGGAUACACCGCUCAGUGGAACUUGCUCGACUAUCCAGCUGCUGUUUUCCCCGUUACGCAGGUGAAACCGGAUGUGGAUCAUAUUGAAGCGGAUUAUAAACCAAGGAAUGAGAAGGAUGAGUUCAAUUACAAGCUCUAUGAUCCGGAAGUCUAUCGUGAUGCUCCUGUGUCUCUUCAGCUGGUUGGACGGCCAUUCGAGGACGAAAAGAAUGCUCUUAUGAUCGUGCAACAAACAGAACACAGAUUCCAUAGCCACAAAAGCAUCAUGAAUCAAUCCACUAUCAUGCUAGUACAUUCCAGAUGGCAAAUGAAAAGUGCAUUUGUCAGCCAGGCAGCGUGGGUGAAUGUCGUUCCUGAUCCCUUCUGCUCUGCUGACGUGUCGGCGGCUGCCUGCAAGUCAGUGUGCCCUUUGCCUCCCAAACUCAAUCAGCUUACAACGCUCUCUUUGGCUCUAUCAACGUCUUCCAACUGCAUCAAAAAGGCCACUUUUCAGAUGCGGGAGCUCGAUCCCUUGGUGCUGGAAUAUCAACAUGACAAGCAUCGGCCUAGAGAAUCCGAGGCCCUCCUUAUGCUCCGCAAAGUGGCUUCUCUCGUGAAGCCAAUCAUGCGGCAGCGGAACUGGAAAGUAGGAACUUUAUGCGAAUUUUACCCCAGCGAACGGAAUCUCCUAGGGUUGAAUAUCAAUGCCGGGCAAAAGAUUUGUCUCCGGCUGCGAUAUCCUACCGACGAGCGCCAAUUUCUUCCACUGGAGAAUGUUGUUGAUACCAUGUUGCAUGAACUCUGCCAUAUUGUCCAUGGACCUCACAACCAAGAGUUCCAUGCGCUUUGGAAUCAGCUCCGUGACGAGCAUGAGGAGCUUACCCGUAAAGGCUACACGGGUGAAGGGUUUCUUUCAGAGGGACGGCGCCUUGGAGGUCGCAAGAUUCCCUUGGACGAAGCCCGCCGGUUGGCGCGUGUCGCGGCGGAACGGCGACGUACGCUGUCGGCCGGGUCUGGUCAGAGGCUCGGUGGCGCUCCCAUCAUGAAGGGAGCUGAUAUUCGCAAGGUUAUUGCGGACGCUGCUCAGCGACGGAUUGAAGUGAUGAACGGCUGCGCUUCAGGGACGAAAGACAGUCAGAGGCUUGCAGAAGAGGCUUCCCGGAAUGGAUUCAGGACAAAAGCCGAGGAAGAUGAUGCGAAUGAGCGAGCGAUCAUGCAGGCUUACAUUGAAAUGAUCCAAGAGGAAGAGCGGGAGAAAUAUGGACAAUCAUAUAUCCCACCCAGCCAGGAGAACCCUGCAGGACCUCGAAGUACUCUUUCGCCACCUCCAGUGCCGGAGCACAGCAAACCUCAGCCUCCACGGUCGUCAUCAGACCAUGAUACAAUCAGUACAACUCCAGUCAAUAAUGCAUCGUAUGACGACGCCUGGUCAUGUCCGAUUUGUACGCUGGAGAACCCACCAAACUUCCUCUGUUGCGAUGCCUGCGGCUCUGAACGGCCACCGCCAACGUCGACGUCCAAGUCCAGACCGGAGUCGAACACAACACCAGCCAAAAACAAACCCGAAGGGAAGAAGAGCAGCACAUCGAAACCUCUGAGCAGGCCGGCAUCACAAUAUUCAGCAAGCAGCAGAGCCUUCAAGCCGCGGACAAGCGCUGCCGAAGCCCUCGCCAAGCUGGAGAGGAAUACACCCAAGCGGCCCUUGGGCUGGAUCUGUCAUGUCUGUGGAACGUUUAUGGAAACGGAGUGGUGGACCUGCGCGAGCUGUGGGACGAUGAAGCAGUCGUCGUGA